This is a messenger RNA of Folsomia candida, 2617 nucleotides long. Its product is annotated as zinc finger and BTB domain-containing protein 24. The record is from RefSeq and is a predicted model, not a curated record. NCBI's taxonomy places the organism in Eukaryota, Metazoa, Arthropoda, Collembola, Entomobryomorpha, Isotomidae. The transcript is spliced from 9 exons. The coding region runs from base 166 to 2250 and encodes 694 amino acids.
UGAAAUCAGCUGGAAUCUGGAAUUUUGUUUACUUUCAGUUGCAAAGUGUUUACCUGAUUAAAAUGGUGCAGAUAAAUGCAUAUAAUUAUCUAAAUAAACUAAUAAUUUCAACGUGCAAUUAGUAAAUUACAUAUCUUCUUAAUUUUUCGGCAACAUAAAGUCGGGAUGGAUUCCUGUCUAUUGUGCUGUGCUGCUAUACUUGACACAAGUUCGACCUUAUCCACCACGCCCCCGUUAGUUGACCGUAGCGCCCGGGUAAUCUUCCUCCUCAGGAAACUGCUCAAUCUCGCCCCCACCGUGUGUGAAGAUCUCGUACGCAAGCACGGUCAUCCGGCCGACUGGAUUUCGCUGUGUCCCACCUGUGACGACAUUGUGACGCAAGGGACCUGUUUGUUCGACCAGAUUAAGAAGUUGGAGCUGGAAUUUGACGCUGUGAAGGAGGAGGUCAAGAAGUUGGUCACGGUGAAGCAGGAAAUUCGGGAGGAUGACGGCGACCACGAUAUGGGCGACUCGGCGACCAGGACGAUUAGACGGCACCUCGCAUGUUGCGGAAUUGUGGGAGGAGAAAGCGAUCUCCGGAACGGAAUAGACAUUGGCGGAGAAAUAUAUCCAGAUAUUUGUUCAAUGAAAAUUGAGGAGGAGGAGAUCGAUCCUGGAAAUGAAGAUGCACUUUCUACUACCUUGCAAAACGUCGAAAUUCCCGUGACCUUUGCUUCGACAGAGAGCCAACCCACUUCAAAAAGGAGAAAUAAAGGUCUUAAAGGAAAAUUAGGAAGGCCUCCCCUUAAAACUGGCAACGUUACUCGGUCGAAGAGAAAUCUAGGGAAAAAAUCCAAACGGAAACAACGCUUCAAUUUCACUAGGGAGAAAAAAUUCGGCAAGGAUGGAAUGGAUCUAGACGUAGAAAUUCAUCCCCCAAAUUUUAAAUUCGAUUUAGAAGACAACGAAGAAGGAUUAGUGAACCAUCUUGAGAACGAAAUAUUCGAGAAAAUCAUUUCCACCCCUGAUACACAACAAUUCCAGCCCCCAAAGAGGGGAAGAGGACGCCCAAGAAAACAAAUUUGCGCAGAACAAGAAGUUGUAAAAGUUAUUCCAUUAUCGCACGUGGAAAAUUCUGACAGCGACGACGAGGAAUCAGAUCCAGACGAAGAUGAUCAUGACCCGGAUUAUUCCGGUGAAGAAUCUCUGAAAAGUGGGUCGUCUCCAAAUUAUUGUCACUCUGAACCAGCCUCUCCCCCUCCAGAUGUUUUACUUUCUUGGCUAGAAAUCAUAUCCGCGUUUCCUCCUCCUCCCACCGUGCAGGACGAAACACUCGCCCCAUACCAAAGGCGGAAGAUAGAGUUUGAAAGGCUGGCUAAAAUCGCGACAAAACAUAGAAUCACGUCCUUCCCCUGCCCCCACUGUGCCAAAGAGAUUGCUACCAUCCCAUCCUGGUCUUCACACGUGGACUGGUGUUCCGGGAAGACGGUGGGGUAUAAAUGCGACACGUGCGAAAAGGUCGUGCGGGCGAGGCACACUCUGGAAACGCACGUGCUAUCACGUCACAUCCCCCGCGAAGCGCUCACGUGCCGCGGAUGUGGCAAAUUCUAUCCUCGCUGUGAAGGUUUUGAGGACCACGUCAAAGAAAACGCGGAUUGUGCUAAACACGCCAUUUUCUGCCCGCACAAACCAUGUGGGGGUGUGUUCACUUCAGAGCAAGUGUGCGAAAUCCAUGCGGAAUGUCGUCACAGUGUGAUCAACCCGUACAAAUGUGGAGUGCCGGGUUGUGGCAGAAGUUUUGGAGUCAAGCAUAAGCUCAAGUCGCAUAUGGAAAUGUAUCAUUCGGGGAGAAAUAGCUUCGUCUGUGACCAAUGCGGGAAGGAAUUCAGAGAACAAGACAAUUUACGGUCACACGUUAAGCGCGUCCACUUAUCGCGAGCCGAGGGAGCGCCCCGAUUCCCGUGCGAUGUGUGUGGCAAGGAAAUGAUAUCAAAAUCCAAGUUGAAUCGGCACAAGCAGAUUCACAUCAAUCCGGACGACGCCCCGCAUCUCUGCACCCUCUGCGGGAAGAGGUACCGGCUCAAGGAGUAUUUGAAUAUUCACAUGCGGUCACAUGAUCCCGACAGGCGGGAAAAGUAUUCCCACUACAUGCCCAAGAAGAAGAAGAGGGGGGAUAAAGAGGUCAAGAUGGGCGUGGCUGGGGCGAGGAUUGGAAGACCAAAGAAAACUGAAGGCAAGAUAAUAGAGAUCAGAGAAUCUGAUGGAGAAUGAAUUUUCGCAAAAUUUCCAGAAACAAUUCCGCCAUUUUUUGGUACAUAUAUAUUGUGUACUUAUUUCUAAUCAAGUCAUUUUUACUAAGAGUAGAAAAUUUCAUUUUUACUGUGUCGUCAAUGUGCACUAUGAACUAUUAUCUUUUUGGGGACCAUUCAUAAAUUAUGUAACGCAAGUGGGAGGGGGGUCAAGGUUCAAAUGAUAUCAUAUCAUACAUAUGUAGUAAAACGGGAGGAUUUUUGCGUUGAAUAAUUUCUGAACGGCCUCUAAAAGCCGAAACUUAUAUGCAAAAUCUUUAACAAAACUUAUUACCCAUCAUUAAUGUAUUUUUGAGUAUAUGUAACAUUAAAAAUUGAGCGAAAGUAGA